Messenger RNA from Serpula lacrymans var. lacrymans S7.9, 1575 nucleotides. RefSeq lists its product as uncharacterized. NCBI's taxonomy places the organism in Eukaryota, Fungi, Basidiomycota, Agaricomycetes, Boletales, Serpulaceae. The record is from RefSeq and is a predicted model, not a curated record. Gene Ontology annotation, molecular function: ADP binding. The transcript is spliced from 2 exons. Bases 108 to 584 code for a protein of 158 amino acids.
AUAUUGACUCUGGCUCUGGCGCUAGGCCUGGGUUCUUUCAUGGGGCUCAAAAUACAGGCGCUAGGGGAGGCAACUUUGUCGACGUCGGUAGCCACUUUAGUGGAACCAUGACUAUCACAAAUAGCUAUCAGGUCGCUACCACCCCUAGCCAACGAAAUGAUGAUCCGAGGAGCUUGCCCCGGUUCAUCGAUCCCCACAUCGAUCUCUUAUCUCCUCACUUUACUGGGCAUGUAAAAGACCUGGAGCAACUGCAAAAGUUGUUUGAUACAAGCCAGGGUGACCGACCUACCCAAUGCGCGAUCUACGGAAUGCCUGGUCUUGGAAAGACUCAGCUGGCCUUGCAGUACGCCAAAACGGAAUAUGACAAUAAACGAUUCUCGCACGUGUUUUGGAUUUCUAGUACUACCGUAGAGAAGCUUCAAGAAGGCUUUGCUAGGGUCUUAUAUUUCACUGGGAAAUCGGAUUUGCAUCAGGAUCAAGAGGCAAAGCUGAUGUUCGUCCGUGACUGGUUUGAGAAAUCCGGUCCUCUAUCUUGGCUCAUCGUGUUCGACAAUGUCUCGAGAGACACAGUUAAAUUUCUCUGAACAUAUCUGCCUCACUCAAAUGCACAGGGAAGGAUUUUAUACACCACCCGAACUCAGCAUGUCGCAGACCUGGUGGUUCUUGCUGCAGGACAGCCGGAUAAUGUAGUCCAUCUCGACGUGCUGGAUGCGAAGGAGUAGAGUAGAUGGUGAACUGCGUCGGACGACUGCCGCUGGCCAUAGUGCAGGCUGGGUCUUUCAAGAGACAGUCGACGUACAGCGUAGAGGACAGGUUGGUUCUAUAUAAAGAUUCCACCCAAAAAUCACAGAUGAUACAGUGGGACAAUGAUCUCGACGAUUACGAGGCAAAGUCUGUUGCUGCUGUGCUUGGCAGUCUUCUGGAGCACGCAUUUCAAGAUACUGACACUAGGAAUUUUCUUAAAUUGCUUUCGUUCUUUGACCCAGAAAGCAUUGCUUUAAAUGUCAUCAUCGAGACUGCGAAGAACAUUACUGAAACCAAGCAUCAGAUAUCUGCAGAGGUAAUGGAUGCACAUCCCCAGCCUAAGGGUGGAAUUGUGCGAACUAUCAUGCACAAGCUGCAUAUAAAAACGGCAAAAGCAACAAUACCUUCGAAGAGACAGAGAUGGUCUUGAUCAAGAGCACUCUGAUAGAACAUCUCUCUGCUAUGAUAUGUUCUAUUGGUCUGUCUCGAGUCAUUCGACAGCUACAAGAACUGUCAUUGGUUUACUGUACUGGCAGUGUGGAUGCCACUGUGUUACACAUGCAUGAUUUAACCAGCUUUCUUGUUCGAGAGAUGACAAGAGUGGAUGGUUUCUGGGAGGACUUCUUCGACUGCACUGUCGAUUUCAUAGGGGUUGCUAUAGACAAUAUCUCUGAUACUGGUUCCCCCAAAUGUUGGCCACAGUGUGCCCUAAUUGCUUCACACGUACAAUCAUUGGCAAACAUAGAAAAUAUACAGGGAGCAAACCAGAAGCUUCUUGGUGGGAGAUUUUUCAUGGCAGAAUACAUGCACAUCCAAGGAAGAUAUAAAGAC